UCCCCGCGGGAUCCGAGGUGAAAAAGGAAGAAAUUUUUGAAGUCAAAUGAUGUCUCCCAAGACACGAGUCAAUGAUUCACAUUAAAAUAAUGAAACCCAGUAAUGUAUGUCAGAAAUUUCUUUUACAUAGAAUCAAGAUCCAAGUACCUUCACCAAUCAAUACAUUUUCGGUGGAAAUAAAUGACUUCACACAGUGCACCCACCGACCAUUUUCUUUAUAAAAAAUGAGGCAAUCCCUCCGAUUGUUAUGCAGCAGUAAUUUUGGGGUGUGGGGCCGUGGAAUGGGGUUGGGGUUUCAGCACAAAUUAGUGUAAAGGGUACUUUCAUAUGCUGCUAAAAGAUUUAAGAUUCAAGAUUCAAAAAUGGUGAAUUGGGAGCUGAAGCAUUGUUGCAAUAGAGAGCAAGUGGUCUUCCUCACCACCUUGUCUGUCUGUGCUGUUGUCAUCCUCGCCUUAUGGAGGACUGUGCUGCUGAUGCCGUUCAAGCUUGUGACUGUAUUUAUUCACGAAGUUAGUCAUGCUAUUGCUUGCAAACUUACGUGUGGCCACGUUGAAAGCAUACAAGUUCAUGCAGAUGAAGGUGGCGCCACACAAACACGUGGUGGUGUAUAUUGGUUCAUCUUGCCUGCUGGAUAUCUUGGUUCAUCAUUCUGGGGAAUGGUUUUGAUACUUGCAUCCACAAAUCUACUCGCUGCAAGAAUUGCUGCCGGAUGUUUAGCUGUUGCUCUUGUGGUUAUGUUUUUCGUGGCUAAAAAUUGGACUCUUCGGUGGAUUUGUAUUGGAUUUAUCUUGUUCAUUCUUGUUGCAUGGGUUCUUCAAGAAACCACACGAAUUAAAAUCCUUCGCUACAUUAUUCUGUUCAUUGGUGUUAUGAAUAGCCUAUUCUCUGUAUAUGAUAUAUACGGUGAUCUGAUAUCUCGAAGAGUUCAUAUUAGUGAUGCCGAGAAAUUUGCAGAAGUUUGUCCGUGCCCUUGUAAUGGCGUUGGAUGGGGUGUUAUUUGGGGAUUUGUUUCUUUCUUAUUCCUUUGUGGGGCGAUGUAUAUUGGUCUCGUAAUCUUAAGGAUGCCGGUGAAGAAUUUUCGAUGAAGAAGUGAAUCCCAGGGUUCGUGAAAAUGGGGGGUGAUUUGGAAUCAUUUUGGGGUUUCUCAAUUGCUGUUAUGUGGUUCUAAUUGGGGAUUUGAGUUUUUGAUUUGGAGGAGGAGAAAACAUUAUUUAAAUAGUUAAAAGGAAAAUGCCACUUCAUUAUUAGUGUUUUUGUGUAGCUUUCCACAAAUGAUGACGUGUUUUGCCACGUUGGAUUUCUAUCCGACAUGUGGAGUUUUUUGUCCAGCUGGAGAGGGGGAAGUGAGAUGAGUGACGGAUGGAUAAUGUUAUGUAUAGUUGAGUGAGUACUUAGUAACCCUUUAUAGUUUAGUGAGCAAGUAGUAACAAAUACAAAUAUCAGUGAGCAAUCAUUUAAUUAACUCGAUAUAGUUAGGUUGUGAGCUUUUGAGCAUAGGGGCAUACUUAAUAACAGAAAUUCUGCGUUGAGCUAAAAAUUAAGUUAAAAUGAAUUAUAAGGACUUAGAGCUUUAAUCCUGCUUUCCCGCUUCAAUCAAAAAGAGGGAAGAAAAUUUCCAUUAGCAAGGUGUUCUAGGGAAAGAGUAGCGAUCUUCUUGUUCUUGUAUGGCUCUAGUUGGAUUCACAUAGAUAUUCAACCAUGUGGUACUUUAUUGUAUGAUCUGUGACUCUUAUGCCCUCAUCCCAAUCGUCCCGUGGAGGAAUAUGUGCAUCUACCAUUUUAUCUGCAUAAACAUCAUAAUCUGCUUCCAGAAAGCCAUACGGUUUGAAAGAAGCUUGUACAGUUUGGGAAGGGUUUCGACCCUUCCAAAGAGAAAGCAGGCAUACUUUAUUAUAUGGAACAGAAAAUGAAUGAGUUAGGACCAAGAGACCCUUUAUAUGGAUUUUAAUAGUUAACAAUAGAUAUUGUGAAUUAUUAUGAUCACAUGUUGUGAUGAAUGUAUUCGAUA
Messenger RNA from Olea europaea var. sylvestris, 2008 nucleotides. RefSeq lists its product as uncharacterized. The record is from RefSeq and is a predicted model, not a curated record. Bases 363 to 1085 code for a protein of 240 amino acids. NCBI's taxonomy places the organism in Eukaryota, Viridiplantae, Streptophyta, Magnoliopsida, Lamiales, Oleaceae. The transcript is spliced from 10 exons.